This is a messenger RNA of Caenorhabditis remanei, 507 nucleotides long. RefSeq lists its product as uncharacterized. The transcript has 4 exons. Bases 1 to 507 code for a protein of 168 amino acids. Lineage: Eukaryota; Metazoa; Nematoda; Chromadorea; Rhabditida; Rhabditidae. The record is from RefSeq and is a predicted model, not a curated record.
AUGAAAUUCGUCAAUUAUCCAAUUACGUAUCUCGCAAUUUCUGUUGGUUUCACAAUAGCAAUCACAUGCUCGAUUCUUGGAUUUGAAGAAGCAUGUGGAUACAUAUUUGAUCCAGAGAUGCUUGUCUGGCGAUCCGAGUUCAUCAACUGUGCAGAAGGUCAAUCAGCUAUCAUAUUCUUUUGUAUAGUUACACCAACUGUGAUUUCCAAUUCUCUGAAUUUAUCAUCGGCAAUCAAAUUAAUUUUUGGAAAAAACGUUUUCCAAGACUGUCUACACGUCAUUGAUCUCAUCAACUGCCGUUAUAUCUACAACCUUCGUGAAGAGACUUGGUUUCAAUUUAUAUUUUUGUCAGUAUCAUUUGUUUUGAUCUAUUCUCUAGAUGGAUUUGUGAUGUUCUAUUUUCACAGAGAUGUUCAACCUGAGAUCUUGAGACGAUUCUUGACAUAUAAUGGAGUUCGAAGGAAAAGUAAUGCUAUUGAGGCAUUUCGAUCGGGCAGCUCCAUUUGA